AUGGUCGUUAAAGGACCCAACCCAGCUCUCUUUGCAGGUGUCGCCCUUCUCUCUUUCGGUGCUUUCUAUUUCCUCGUAAAUCAUCGCGCAGUAACCGCACCAGCUUCUGCACGUCCUCGUCCCAACGACCACCCUCUUGUCCCUCCCAUUCAUAGCGAAGAGGCAGACAAGCCCAACCCUAGAACAAUCUAG
This is a messenger RNA of Heterobasidion irregulare TC 32-1, 192 nucleotides long. RefSeq lists its product as uncharacterized. NCBI's taxonomy places the organism in Eukaryota, Fungi, Basidiomycota, Agaricomycetes, Russulales, Bondarzewiaceae. The record is from RefSeq and is a predicted model, not a curated record. The coding region runs from base 1 to 192 and encodes 63 amino acids. The transcript has a single exon.